AUGGACAGCGGCAGCAGCAGCAACAACAACAACAACGGUGCCGCUGGACGAAGUGGUCGUCUCGGUGGUCGUGGCUCCGACCGCGUCUACCAGCAGGCCUCUGGCACUGGCCAUACCAUUGGCAGUGCUGGCGGCGGAAAUGGCGAGGGCGGAAGCGGUGAUGAGGGCAGUGGAGCGCUGGCUGGGGUGAUGGCCGUGGAGGACGUGGCGACAGCCAUGGCUUUGGCCAUGAGUUUGUUCGCGUUGUAG
Molecule: messenger RNA, 249 nt
Organism: Cordyceps fumosorosea ARSEF 2679
Lineage: Eukaryota; Fungi; Ascomycota; Sordariomycetes; Hypocreales; Cordycipitaceae
Exons: 1
Coding region: 1-249 (82 amino acids)
Source: RefSeq, a predicted model, not a curated record